AUGCAGGCCCUGCAGAUUGGCGCCGUGGUUUGUGCUUUCAUCAGCCUUCUGCUGCUCCUCAUUGCCCUGGGCUCAGACUACUGGCUGGAAAAUGAAGUGAGCAACACUGGCCUCUGGAGAUCUUGUUUUCAUAUUGGACUAGUUGAUACUUGCGGUUCAUAUGGGAUGGAUGUGACAGGUAAGUUUUUUGUCUUCUGCUCAGAGUACUAGUGGUGUAGUAUUCAACCGUAACUUGGGGGGGGGGGACAGUUGACAGUUCCUCAACUCCUUGAAAAUCCAGUGUGACUAGGGAUAACACAUUCACUCCAUGCUUUUUUGGGGGGGGGGAUUAAUGUUUUGAUUCAAGUGCAGUGGGUUCCAGGACAAAAUGGCUUUUUUGGGCAUUUAACCUCCUUCUUCCUUUCUCUUCCUUCCUUCCUGAAAGAUUUCGUCCAUGCUACCCGAGCCUUCAUGUUCUUCGGGAUGAUCGCUGGAGCCAUCUCUUGCAUUGGUCUUUGUGGCACCUUUUUUAGCGUGCAAUUUGGCUCCAUCUCCAAGGCCAAGACCGCAGCCAUAGCCAGCAUUGUUGCAGGUAUUAUGGGGGGUCAUAAGCAUCUGCUUCCAGUCAGUUCAAGCCCCUGAAGCCCCUGAACACAAAGCUGUAGACUGUGCCAAGCUGAAAUGUCCAGCUUGAAUCCAAAUGUUCUUGCUUGAAUCCAAUGAAGUUAUACUCUGAGCAGACCCGCUUAAAUCAAUGAUGGAAGGACCUACCCAAUAGUCCUCUGUCCACCUCCAGGGUUUUGUGAGUUGUGGAGCCACCUACCACAUCUCCACUGGAUAUGUACCGGGGGUGUGGGGUGUGGGGAAGCAGGAUGAUCAGGCCCAAUUCCUGGCUGGUGCUUCAGUCAGGUUGAGCUCUGUGGGCGGUGAGACUGGUUCUAGAUCCAAUGGAUGCUUGGCCCGCUCAGCUCUGCUUUCUCCUUGCCCUGGAAGCACAUCCAAUGGAUAUGUUGCAAGGGCAGAAGCAGGAGCUUCCUGCAGCCAAUCAGAAGCAACGCUUUGGUUUCAGAACUUUUUGGAAUUCAAACGUCUUCCGGAACGGAUUCCUUUCGACUUCCAAGAUACAACUGUAUAGUAUAGUUCUACCACUACUACUACUACUAAGUUAUAUAUUUAUAGGCUUCCCAUCUGACUGGGUUGCUACAGCCACUCUGGGGGGCUUCCAACAAAUGACAACACAGUAAGACAUCAAACAUUAUAAAUAACUAAAAUGUGAAGACAUUUUUUUAAAAAAAAUUACAAAUAAAAAGUAGUUUAAAACAACAAUGCUUAAAUACAAUCAGUUCCACUUGAUCCUUUGUCUCUAUCCCCAUAGCCAUCUGGCAACCAGGGCACAUCUGUCAGCCACUGCAUUUCACUAGCUGCAACUUCCGUGUCAGCCUGGAAUAUUUAAUGUACAAGCAACUUUAUAUCUUAAUGUAUUUUUCUUCCUAGCUGGUUGUGUCCUGAUUGCCAUGGCCACCUUCACAGGGCGUGCGGGAACACAGCACAAUUAUGGAUGGUCUUUUGGCUUGAGCUGGGCCUCCUUUCCUCUCUUCCUUAUAACUGGUGAGUAUGUGUCAAGUGGGAAAUGCUGGAAAUGUGCGUCUUUAUAUAAAGGUUUGCCUUCGCAUGGAGUUGGUAGCUGUUUAUUUCACUACAGAACAGUCUGGGGCUGAGGUACACAUUUAGCAUCAUCACGUGGUCGUGCCCCUGGCAGUGUGCCACUUUGGCUGCUGAUGGAGGCUCAUAUAUUGAUCAGUUUCCUGGUGUGACAUGCUGUGCACACAAUUCCACUAUCAGCAAAAGAGGAAGAGGGUGGAACGUGAAAGAAUUGCCUGGGUGUGCUUCUUUACUGCAAGCAUGGAUUACCUCUGGGUUUUUAGGCCUUGAAAAGCAUUCAGAAAUGUCUUUCUCCCUUCUUACCAAAACUCUGAAGGAAUCAGGUUUCCCCAGAUUCAGCUCAAAGGGCAGGAAAAACAUCUGAAUUAUGCUUGAUGUAAGUGUGUCAGUAGGAUUUCUGGACUACGGAAAUGCAUUUGUGCCAAACUUCAGGAAUUCACUAGCCUUAUUCCUUACAAAUGCUCCCAGAGACUUUGGCUGAGUACAAAUGAUAUUAUAUUCUAGAAUGAAUGGAGACAGACUAUUUAUUUCAUUCACAGACAAUCUGCAUUUAUUUUUUGAUCCCGAAAAGAAUUUCUUGAUAAAUGGGUUUAUAACUAACUAACUAACUAAAUAACUAGCUAAAUCUUGCCCAUCUGGCUGUGUUUCCCCAGCCACUCUGGGCAGCUUCCAACAAAAUAUUAAAAAUACAAUAAAACACAACAUUAAAAACUUCCCUAAACAGGGCUGCCUUCAGAUAUCUUCUAAAAGUCAGAUAGUUGUUUAUUUCCUUGACCUCUGAUGGGAGGUCGUUCCACAGGGCUGGUGCCACAACCUACAAGUAAAAAAGCUCAUUGCAGAUAGGUUUUGCAUUAUCCCACAAUGCAUCUAUUUAAAUACUUAUGAAAACAGAUGGAGGCAUGCCUGGCAAGAAGAGUCCCUUGUAGAAGUCUCAAAAUGAACAAUGUAUUCUGUGGGAGAGAACUGAGCCUGUUAGAAUGGCAGGGCUUUGAGGAUCAGGGCAUGAUUCCCCUGAAGAGAAAGGAAGGUCAUGCUGGGAUCAGUGAUCUGGAUAUCUCAGAUAGUGUUUUAUUGCGUGGACAGGCGGAGUCCCCAGAUCCCGAGCGGUCCCCCCCGUCAUGUGGAAUAAUGACUCAAGACAACGUGCUAUGGGAUUAAAUUGGUCACAACUUUAUUAAAUUUCAAAUGUGGGUAGACCUUGGCUCAGGCAUUGGGCGUUCUCCCUCCCCAGUCCCCAGCCGGGGACCUAGGGAGCAUCAGGGUUAUCCAGUGUGUGUGUGGGGGGGAUGGGCUGGCUCUGGAGAACAUAUGUUCAAGCAGAGAUAGCCGCCCCCGUUACGCCGCCGCCACAGGGGAGAGCAAUGACGACCUUUCGGCGUACGGUCAAAGCCUCCCUUCAGAAACCCCUUUAACGGGGAACCCUGGUAUUGCCGCCGCAAAGAGGAAGAUGGACUAAAAGAUUCCGCUCAAGGCCUGAUACCGCCAAAGUUGUGACGUUUUGCUACGGGAAAGGCGAAACCUGCCAAUGCAGGGAAAUUCCUUUCCGGCCCUUUAACAGCGACCUUAACGUAGCAGCGCCCGCAUACCUCUGAAGAAAAGUUAACCUGCAAAACCUAUGAAGAAAAGUUAACCUGCAAAAGAAGACAUUAACUGAGGGUGGGUAGGGUGGGAGAAGCUCUGGAGCCAAGUGAGGAUUCCCAGGUAAGAUCCUCCCUCUAUUAUGUGUGCAGGUAAUCCCUCCCCUACCUGGCCUGGUCUCCUUGGCAACGCUUCCCCCAGAGAACUGACUGAGGUAGGCGGAGACCUCCAGGUAUCCCACCUGAGGGAAGGCAAAGCCAAGCCUAUGCUGAUGGGGCCGCUCCAGAUCUAGGGCUGCGCGCGUCCACGCAAAGGGCACCCCCACGUUUUAAGCGGGGAGCGGUCAUUCUCUGCUGGCUAUGCCCUCACCAGCCCUUUUUCUCUCCUGGUAGGUGGGCUGGCUUUCCGUGUGAAUCCUGCUGCAACAGAAUGA
Podarcis lilfordi (Lilford's wall lizard) is the source of this 3652-nucleotide messenger RNA. The record is from the annotation of a GenBank genome assembly. NCBI's taxonomy places the organism in Eukaryota, Metazoa, Chordata, Lepidosauria, Squamata, Lacertidae.